Molecule: messenger RNA, 1744 nt
Organism: Chara braunii
Lineage: Eukaryota; Viridiplantae; Streptophyta; Charophyceae; Charales; Characeae
Source: the annotation of a GenBank genome assembly
AGAUAUCCUUUUCAAGAGUAUUUCGUGUGGGUUAUUUUAUUGGGAUUAUGUUUUGGAUCGUACCAGUCUGUAGAAAUUUAUAUGAAUGUCUCCAGUCCAGCAUUUGGCUCAUGGUUGGCCAUUAAGUCUGUACGUUUGAUCGCUCUUCCAAGAGGGGUAGGGAUUGUCAUUUUAAUAACGGAAGGCGCGUGCUGGACGUUUGUCUGUGAUGGGCAGAACCCAGACAAAGCAAAGGCAACUCGGGAUGCCUUAUGCACGGGAAGACCCGUGUAUGCUCAGAACUAUUGAGACAGAGGAAGGGCUCGAGAAGUCUUUACCCAGGCGGGUCAGAGCAGGAGAGUACCUCUCUUCAUGGUGGGGUAUGUUGAUGGGCGCGGACAUCUUCGCCUGGAUCGAGUCCGGAUUUGAUGAUGGGCGGGAGUGUGCGAUUGUAAGGGUGACGCUGUAUGCCUCGCCCUCAUUCUGGAUCAAGCAUGGGAUAGAGUUGGCGCUUGGGCAUGGGAGCCUGCUUGUUAAGCCUUUAAGGGUAGCUGAGGCAGCUGCAGCAAAGUGGGCGAGGGAAGUGUUCCGUGACGAGGAAGAGCAAGUACUAACCCGUGUAGAGGUUAAGUACGCUGGAGAGUUCGCGCUUCCAUCUGCUCCACUGCGAGUGAUGGGAUCGAAGGAACCUGAGAUGGAAGGCCUGCGAGAGAAGAAUGCGGUCAAGGAGCCCGCUCAUUUGCCUAGUAUGCGGGAUUGGGAGCGAGCGAACACACCCAGAGUGGAGAUUGACCUCUUCAACGGCUGCCAUGUCUCUGACUUCCUCGAUAAAGUUGAACAGAUGGCGUCCCAACGCGAAUGGAAUGAGGAGCAGAURUUAGAAGAGGUCAUAAGGUUUAUCCAUGUAGAUCUGAAGGAGGAAGUCGGUGGAUUGAUCAGAAAGGCGGAGUCAUCAUGGAGGAGAUUCCAUAAUGACAUGAGGAAUAAAUACCGACUGGGUGAAGAGCAAUCGACCAGGGAUGAUCUUGAGAAGAUAGAAUGGUAUGAUUAUGUGUCAGCAAGGCAGUUUCUGGCGGAAUAUGAGCAUGCUUCACUCAAGGUUUGGGCACUGUCAGAGCAUGGCAACUGUUUUGUCUUCCUUAUGAGUUUUACGGGUGCAGAGCAGCGAGACUUGAUCCGUGGGACAAAAGGAAGACUUAUAUGGGAUAAGAUACGAGAAAACUUUAUAAAAGGAGAUUUUGACCAGCGUCUCUGCUAUAUUCUGCGCGAGGCGAGGAAGAAAAAGAAGUUGAGGCACUGUGAGAAGAGAGGUGAAGGCAAGAGGGUAGUUGAAGAAAAAGAGGAGUAUGAACCUCCCUGGUCAUCAGAGGCUCGAUCGACAGGACCAUCUUCUUCCCCUGCGCUACAAGAGUCGCAGAGAAGUGUGAUGGAAAGAGGAAGUAGAAAGGAGCGCAGAAAGAAGAGGAUACGAGACUGGCGGUCGAAGGUAGUAUGUAAUUACUGUGGGAAGGCCGGUCAUACACCUCGCAGGUGUAGGGAAGCAAGACAAGCCCGAAAAUAGAAAAGGAGAGGAACGAUAGGGAAAGGGGCGCGAUCAGCGCGAUAUAGUCUAGGCUCAGCUGAAAGUAGAGGCAUUGAGUCCAGACGACUUAGACAACUGGGAGUUGAUUGUGGGAGAGGGAAAACAGAUUGGAGGGGAACUCUCGCAAUAAUGGUCCGAUAAAGUAACUUGGGAUGUAGACAGGAGUAAAGCUCAGCCAUAUAG